AUGGGAGCUGCCCAGAUGGUCGUAUUUCUACUGUUAGGGACCGCUCUAUAUUCUUCGCGGGCCACAACUCGCUUUUACCGUUCCGGCAACGCCACUCUCGGGGUGAUCCUACCGGUGCAUUCGCAGACGGCGUCUGGUGGCUGCGGUGAGCUGUACACCCUAGGACUUGGCUACAUAGAGGCGAUAUCAUACGCUAUAGAGCGCAUCAACAACUCCACGGAUAUACUGCCUGGGAUAAGUCUUGGUCUAGAUGUGAGGGAUUACUGUUAUAACUCUAAGCUGGCUAUGCAAUGGGCGUACAGUAUCGUGGCAAACAACGACCACAAUGAGCUUGUGCGGCAGGGUUUAAGUAGAGAGAAGUUCAAAAACCUGACAGACCCUAUAGUCGCUGUCAUAGGAUCGAUUGAAUCUAGCAGCACUGCUUAUGUGGCUGGGCUUUUUCAGGUUGUGGACAUGCCAAUCGUCAGUCCGUUCGCGAGCAGUGAGGAGCUGAGCUCACCCUACUACAGCUCGUUCUUUCGCACCGUAGCACCAGACGGAGAGCAAUCCAAGGCCAUGGCAGACAUCAUAGAACACUUCAAAUGGGCGUAUGUGGCGGCGAUUGCGCAUGACGGCUCUUACGGCCAGUACGGCGUGCGCGCGCUCGAGAGAGAGGCGUACGACAGGAAGACAUUCUGCAUUUCCUUCGUAGAGUUCUUUACGCGGUCCGGAUACAAGGGUAAGAUAGAAACAAUCGUCAGAAAGAUCAAGCGAGCGAGUAACAUAAAAGUUAUCGUGUUUUGGAGUAACUUUGAUCAAGCGGAUGUUUUCCUGGAAGAAGCCCUGAAACAGAAACUUAACGAUCGCACGUUUCUUCUCAGUGAAGCAAUGGCGACGUUUGGAAUGCAAAUUAUGCGAAAGUACACUUCAGUUCUAGGUGGAUCGCUAGCAAUCUUGCCCCACGAGUAUCGAGACUUGGAGUUUGAAAAUCACUUGAGAAACUUGACGCCGGAGAAAACCAGACAGAUGGGUAAUCCAUGGUGGGAAGAGUAUUGGAAGGGCGAGGGAGAGAGAAACCCAGAGGUACGCCGCUAUGACACCACAGAGGAUGAUGAAUCAGACUUCAAGGAGGUGUGGGGGGCACACACACCGUAUGUCACGGACGCGGUGUAUGCAGUGGCUCACAGCUUGGAUAAGUUAUACAGAACUACCCUAGAUACAGGCCGACCAUUCAAUCAGGCAGAACCAUCUAAACUUCUUCUAUUUAUGAGAAAUUUAACUUUCCGCGGGGUCACUGGGAAUAUUCGAUUUGAAAAAUCGGGGAAUCCGACAAAUGCUUAUUACGACGUCAUGAACUUUCGAAAAAGAGUGCCAGGGGGCAAGUAUUUUAUCGAGAAGGUUGGAUUUUGGAAGAGAGAUCAGGUUUCUAAGCCACAGCUUCAAGUCAACGGCAAGUUGAUUCAGUGGAAAACCGAUACGAAUGCUGUACCAACAUCCGAGUGCAGUAAAAAGUGUCCUGCCGGCACCAAACAAUCCUUCAUUAACCGCUGCUGCUGGGAAUGUUUCCAGUGUUCUGAAGGAACCGUGAGCUCAGAGCCAGGCUUGACAAACUGUACGCGAUGCAGUGAGGAGCAAAUGUCAAACAAGGACAACACAGAGUGCGUAAGUCUUCCAUUGCAGAACAUCAAAUGGGAGGACACCACGGCGGCAGUGGUGCUGCUUCUAACAGGUGUGGGCUUCGCACUCAAUCUGAUAGUUCUCGGUGUGUUUAUCAGACAUCACGAUACUCCAGUCGUCAAAGGCAGCAACCAAGAACUGAGCUACCUCUUGCUGUUUAUUAUCAGCUUGUCGCUUCUCAUGCCCAUCCUCCACCUUGCGCACCCUACAGCUCCCGUCUGCUACCUGGUACAGCCGUGGCGGUACUUGACUUGUACGGCGUGCGUCUCGGUGCUCUUCCUCAAGACAAACAGGCUCGUGCGCGCAUUCCAGACAACCGCCAUGCCACAUUGGUUCAGGACGUACAUCUUAGAUCGCAAGCGCCAACUGGUAGUGGUGUUCUUCUUGAACCUGGUCCAGUUUAUCUUGACGUUACUGUGGCUUGCUCUUGACCCUCCGCACGUGAGAAAAGACAUCACCUUCCAGAAACACAUGUUCCUACGCUGCUUGCCAUACACAGCAAGCACAGGUCUGAUCAUCCGAGCCGUCAUGUUCAGCUACUUCAUCUUCAUGUCUCUCCUGUGUACUUUGUACGCAUUCAAGGCCCGCAAGCUGCCGGACAAUUUCAACGAAGCUCGUUACAUCGGUUUUUCUCUGUACGUUCUGCUGGUGUCGUGGAUAGCGUAUUACCCUGUGGACUCGGCCCUUGAGGGCUUCUACACCACUAUCGUGGCAAGUGCCACGGCGCUCCUGAUUGGCUAUGGUCUGCUCGGCUGCCUGUUCCUUCCCAAGGCGUAUAUCAUUUUGAGGCACCCGGAGCAGAACACCGUCGAGUCGGUUUCAGCAGAAGUGGGCAAGUUCUCGCUGGCAGUUAGCUCCACUAGUAAAUCCUCACAGGGAAAAAUUAAUCCAUCAACUUAGAAUGCGACAUUGGACAUGUAACGGUGUUAAAAAAUACAAGCCCAUCAUAUGACGAUCUGACGACAGACAAUAUUGUGUAGUCCCAGAAAAUAUCCAUACUCCCAUGGAGGGGGUCAGAGGUAUGCCCCCCACCCCUCUGGAGUUUCCAACCCCCUGAAAAAAAAAUACGAUGACUGUUAAGGAAAAAGGGCAAUUUACCCCCCCCCUCCCCUCUGGAAAUUCCUGGCCGUUUGAACCCCCAUCCCCCUAUUUCUAAUCCCCUACAUGGGAAGUAUGGAUAUUUUCUGGAACUACACAUUAAAUAUCUUUGAAGCUGUUGUCGUUUUAAAAGUAGCUAUUGACUGUUGUCAAAAUCCUUUAGAGACAUCAGGUUACAAUAGUCUUUAACGUUAUUUGUGGAAGUCUUUACUUAUAUAGCCUAUUUAGCCUUGUAAAUCUGUUUGCAAGUAAUAACAAGUUCUCUAUAUACACAUAUAGCGAAGAAGAAGUAAACAAUAUUAAUCCACUCAGAAUAAUUCUACCAAUUUUUGCAGAGUUGAUGCAUUACACAAACACAAAAUUGGAUUUACAGUGUUUCAAUAAAUCGUCGCGAUAUUUUGUAUUUCUAUCAACACUUCUUUGCUAGCACGAAAGUAGUCUUGUGCCUUGCUCACUUUUUGUUGGCGUGGUCCUUCAGCAUUGUAUAACCCAAGCCUCCAAUGACUGCUAUUAAUGUCGAUCCUUGCGCCAAUACACGCGCUCUCAUCAUCUGCUGUUGUACUUUCUGGUUUCCUCGUUUGAAUGAAAGCAGUCCAUAAACCAGUGCGCCGGCAGUCGCAAAGCAGCCUAGAAAGGUUUUAAUUAACGGUCAAGAUUAUAUUAUAUAUUGGAAAUUAAAUAUUUAUUUCAAGUA
Nematostella vectensis (starlet sea anemone) is the source of this 3448-nucleotide messenger RNA. Its product is annotated as extracellular calcium-sensing receptor. The record is from RefSeq and is a predicted model, not a curated record. Gene Ontology annotation, molecular function: adenylate cyclase inhibiting G protein-coupled glutamate receptor activity. Gene Ontology annotation, cellular component: membrane. NCBI's taxonomy places the organism in Eukaryota, Metazoa, Cnidaria, Anthozoa, Actiniaria, Edwardsiidae. Gene Ontology annotation, biological process: G protein-coupled glutamate receptor signaling pathway; regulation of synaptic transmission, glutamatergic. The transcript has 2 exons. The coding region runs from base 1 to 2556 and encodes 851 amino acids.